Theobroma cacao (cacao) is the source of this 792-nucleotide messenger RNA. Its product is annotated as transmembrane protein, putative (DUF3317). The record is from RefSeq and is a predicted model, not a curated record. Lineage: Eukaryota; Viridiplantae; Streptophyta; Magnoliopsida; Malvales; Malvaceae.
UGGUGGUUUUAUUUCGAUUCUACUGGAGAGUCAUGCUGGGGUUUUGUGUACGAGGUACGGAGCGGCUCUUUGUUGGAGUUUAGAAUGAAGCGAAUUAAUAACUGCCACGUCAUUAACUGAAUGGCAUUUCCGUCAUUUAAGUUGUGAACGCCAAGUAAUCGCUGUCUUCUUUGACCGUAACGCCAUGGACCAAGCUCUUUAUCUCUCUUUUGCCAUAGCAAAUCGCAGAGAAGCUCUUCACUGUCGAUCUGAUCACCAGAGCCGCCUUUAACGUAACCGCCCACCGCCCGUGCACCGAUUAGGUAUCUAUUUUUUUAUUUGUAGGGGUUUAGAGAUAUGAACUGGGUUCAACGCAAGAUCUAUCUCUACAAUGUCACCUUUGGACUCUACAUGUUGGAUUGGUGGGAGCGUUACCUUUUCAAUAUUUUGGUGAUUGUGUUGAUGUGGUUCAUCUUCUACAAUAGCUCAAAAUAUGUAACUGAGUUCUGCAAGAGGCAUCUAUCGUGAAGGUCAGGAAUGGCAUCGGCUUGACAGAUUGUGACGAUGAUCCCAAAUGUGAAAAUUUUAAAUUAUUUGGUUGAAAGUCUUACUUUGAUUUGGAUUCACAUACUACUUUUUUAGUAUUUAGUGAACAAUCGGUGCAUGUCUCACUGGUAUUCCGCACUGUUUUCAUAGCUAUUCCUUGCAAAAAGGUUCAAAGCAUUGGCGUUGUUGUGUAAUUGUUGAAAGUUUUCUAACAUACAAAGCUUUUUUGUGUUCCACUUAAUGUAGCAUACUGUAUUAUUUCUCUCA